Drosophila rhopaloa is the source of this 5307-nucleotide messenger RNA. It is a transcript of the gene Ranbp21, whose product is annotated as exportin-5. The record is from RefSeq and is a predicted model, not a curated record. Gene Ontology annotation, molecular function: small GTPase binding; RNA binding; nuclear export signal receptor activity. Gene Ontology annotation, biological process: protein export from nucleus; RNA export from nucleus. The transcript is spliced from 2 exons. The coding region runs from base 565 to 4296 and encodes 1243 amino acids. Lineage: Eukaryota; Metazoa; Arthropoda; Insecta; Diptera; Drosophilidae. Gene Ontology annotation, cellular component: nucleus; RNA nuclear export complex; cytoplasm.
GAAAGUUGUCCGCUAGCCUCUGAGAUGGUUGGCAUCGAGGGAAAAAAAUAUCUGAACUGGAAACGUUGAAGGCUAUACCAUUUGGACAUCCUACUCUUUUCGAAAACGGUAAAAGUCCAGGAAGUCCGUGCGAUCUGGCAACUUUCAUGAGCCGCCUGUCAACCCUGUCCCGUGCGAUUUGCUGCACAUUGUUCUAAAACAACCCAGCCGGAAAAGCCGUUUCAGGAGGCUAUCCUAUCUAUAUGCGAUUCAGAUGUGAGACACCCAACUCGAGGUUGUGUUUCAGGCAAUAGGCGCUACUCAGGCCGAUCAUCCGAGUUUCCACGCGAUCUGAAAUAGAACCCUCCAGGCAGCCCACAACUCACGCAUUCCCCAUUCCGCACACGCACACAGGCAGCUCUUCUAAUCUCGGAAACGUUGUCUGGCUGGCUCCAACCGAAGCGCAUUGGCCAAAGAGAAAGCACAAGGGGAUCGAGGAGGUCGAGAGGCUAGGCGAGAUUCGGGUUUCGAUCGGCGGGCAGGGGCAAGCAGAGGGAGACAGGUAGGCAGCAGGGACAGCUAGCGAUGGCGAUGGCACAGCACGGAGGCACCGAGGCUCUGGCUGCCGAACUGGCCACGGCCGUCGACCUGAUCAUGCACCCGCUGACCCAACAACAGGCCCGCCUGGAGGCGUACAUGGCCUGCGAGCGGUUCAAGGAGGAGUCACCGCUGUGCGCACAGGUGGGCCUGUUCCUGGCCAGUUCGCCGCAGUCCAAUCAGCAGGUGCGGCACUUCGGGCUGCAGCUGAUCGAGUACACAAUCAAGUUCCGCUGGAACUGCAUCACGCACGAGGAGAAGGUGUACAUCAAGGACAAUGCCAUCAAGAUGCUGAAUGUGGGCGUGGGCCCGGCGGAGGACCGCUCGCUGCUGCCCACGAAGGACGCGCUCUCGCGCAUCAUCGUCGAGAUGAUCAAGCGCGAGUGGCCGCAGCAGUGGUCCGACCUACUGCCGGAGCUGAGCCAGGCCUGCACCAAGGGCGAGGCGCAGACGGAGCUGGUGUUGCUCGUCUUCCUGCGCCUGGUAGAGGACGUGGCUCUGCUGCAGACAAUUGAGUCGAACCAGCGGCGCAAGGACAUGUACCAGGCUCUGAACAACAACAUGAACGACAUCUUCGAGUUCUUCCUGCGCCUGGUGGAGCAGCACGUAACCGCAUUCCGCGAAACGACGCGACAGUGCAACUUUACCAAGGCCAACGCGCACAGCCGGGUCGUCGAAAUGGUUCUGCUCACGCUGAGCGGCUUCGUCGAGUGGGUCAGCAUCCAGCACAUCAUGUCCAGCAACGGCAAGCUGAUGCACUUUCUCUGCAUUCUGCUAAACGACAAAGCAUUCCAGUGCAACGCGGCCGAGUGCCUGGCCCAGAUCACGAACCGCAAGGGCCAGGCCAAGGAGCGCAAGCCGCUGCUGCAGCUAUUCAACGAGGAGCCGCUGCGCUACAUCUACCAGGCCAGCCAGAUCCCGCCCGACUCUGGCUCCGCGCUGGCCAUUGAGCAGCACCACAACUUCCUCAAGAAAUUGCUGCAGGUGCUCAACGGCAUGGCCCAGCAGCUGGUCGCGCUCUGGGGCAAGGACGACGCCACGCAGCGACCAGUGCACCUCGAAGUCCUGCUCGAAUGCCUCCUGCUUCUCGUUCAGCACCAAUCGCUCACCGUCUCCCAUGGAGCGGCGCUUAUCUGGCAGCUGCUGCUGAAGCACGAGCCCUGCUCCAAGGACUUUGCCACGGUCAACUACAUUCCCAAGCUGAUCCACACGAUUGCGCCCAGGAUCGUAAAGCUGCCAUAUCCUGCCUCUACUAGCUCGCCUGCCAGCCUCUCCACGGAGGCCUACAUUCGACUAGAGUACGACAGCGAGGAGGAGUUCGCGCUCUACUUCUUCCGCUGCCGGACCGACUUUCUUGAGAUCUUCCGCCUGGCCACGCUGGUGCAGCCACUGGUCACCUACGGCUACUGCGAACAGUGGCUGCAGCAACGCCUGCGUAACGCGGUGGCCGAAGCGGACGCGGAGUCCAAGAGCGGCAACGUGUCGUGCAGCGUACUGGAUCCCGUAUACCUGGAAUGGGAUGCACUGGUGAGUGUAUUGGAUGGGGUCCUAAGUCGUAUCCUGCUCGUGGCGGAGCGACCCUCGGUGCCGGCGGGGCUGCGGCUGCUGGAAGAGUGCCUCAAACUGGAGACAAUCAACCCGCUGAUCUACUCAAUCCUGCUCUCCUGCAUUUCGGCGCUGUUCGUCUUCCUCAGCAUGUCCGCGUGCCAAAUAACGGCCACCAACUGCGUGGCCAUGAGCGGCGUCAGUCUGCUGCCACGGGUGCUGGACAAGAUCUUUCGAGCGCUAGUGCUGAAACCACCCAAUGAGCUGGAAAAGGUGCAGGCUAAGUCGGCGAAAAACCUUCGUCGUCACGCCGCCUCGCUGCUGGUGAAGCUGGCUCACAAGUACCCGCUGCUGCUGCUGCCCGUCUUCGAGCAAAUCAACGGGCACGUGGAGCUAUUGCUCAAGGAGCCUGGCCAGCACCAGCUGUGCCGUCUCAUGCGCACCACGUUGCAGGAAGCCCUGAUUCUCAUAUCGAACCACUUCUGCGAUUUUGAGCGCCAGACUCUCUUCAUCGAGCACAUCGUGCAGGACAAGCGGACCGAGUGGCUGGCCUUCGGGGAUGCGCUCAAGUCGCCGCUGGACUUCAUGAGCUUCGUGGGUCUGGACAAGCCUCCCAUCUUUGCCGUGGAGGGAGCUGUCACGCUCCAAAACCGUUCGCGCCUUCUGGACGCCCUGCAUGUGGUGCUGGGCGUGGUCAAGCGGUGCACCUGGCCAGAUGACCCGGACCGAGCCCAGCGCGGAGGCUUUGUCAUCGGCUGCACGGAGCUGGGCAACCCCAUUUGCCGAAAUCCGGCCACCAAGCACGUCGUGCCACUGCUCUCGCAUGUGCUGAGCCUGAUGCGUGUGCUCAACGAGCUGUUUGCCCCCGAGGCGCUACUCGCUCUGUCCGAGGGAUACCGCGGAAUCCACGGCAUGCUGGAGCACGAGAAGAAGCUGCUGAUGGGCAUUUGCGCCCUGCCCACCGACCCGCUGGACACCACCAUCCGCAGGGAGCCGACUGCAUUUGAGAAGAUGCAGACUUUCAUGAUGAUGGUAACUGAGGGCUGUUACCAUCUGAUGGGCUCCGCAGGCCCGUCGCUUGGACGCGACUUAUACCAACUUCUGGGCCUGUCCGACGCCAUCGUGACGAAUGUGUUCAGCCGAAUGGAUUUGGUGCCCGACUACCGACUGCGCCCGAUCAUACGCGUCUUCUUCAAGCCCUUUGUCUACUCGUGCCCGCCCAGCUUCUACGACAGCGUCCUUGUGCCUCUCUUCGCGCACCUGGCGCCAUUGAUGUGCGAUCGACUAACGCGCCGCUGGCUUUACAUCGCCUCGCUCUACGAAAGCGGGCAGCUCAACGGCGAGGUCAACGACACGCAGGAGGUUUUGGAGGAUCAGCUCAAUCGAACGCUGACGCGCGAGUACCUGGACGUGCUGAAGAUCGCGCUGGUUGGCGGCCAGAUUGGGGCCGAUCAUGUGGCGGCUGGCGCCAACGCCAACAGCAACUCGGUGGCCAUGGAGAACGAGGAACACUCAAUGGACAGCGCCCCGCAGUCGCGAGCAAGCCAGUCGGCUUUGCUGUCCGACAUUAUCAGCGACUUGGGCGGCAAGCUGCUGCGCAACGGACUCAUCGGCAACUACGUGCUCAUGACCCUGCUGAAGGCCAUCGCCUGGAACGACGGCAUGUGCAGCAUGAAGGCAGUGAACAUCGCGGCGCCCGUGAUGCGCUUCCUGGCCGCCGAGAAGCUAAUGGACGAGAAUAAGGCUGUCACGGCCUUCACUGCCGUCCUGCAGGGCAUGCAGGUGCACGGUCAGCAUGAGGCCAACCAAUCCGGCCUUGUAACGCUGGGCGUACAGUUCUACGAGCUUCUGCGGCCGCAGUUCCCCAUCCUCAGCGAAGUGCUGCAGCACAUACCCAGCGUGAACGCGGCCGACAUCCAGAAGUUCGACGAGAAGAUCGCAGUGGCGCCCGUCAAGGGCAACAAGGUGGACCGCGCAAAGAAGGACAUAUUUAAGAAGCUCACCGCCCAGUUGGUCGGACGUAGCGUAAACCAGUUGUUCCGACAUGAGGUGCAGAUCGCCAACUUGCCGCCCAUGCAGUCGCACAAGGCCAAGGGAGCCAUGGGCACAACCGCCGACAUUAUGGACAGCAAUCAGAACGCCAGUCUGGCCCGGCUCUUUGGCCCGGAGAAGUGACAGGGACCGCAACAGGAGCAGGACCAAAAGCAGAGACACACACAGAAACAAAGGAGCAGAAGGAGGCGUCGCAGCCGAGGCGGCGCCACCAGCGACCAGGCCUCGGUCUUGGUCGAGGACCAGGAUCAGGAGGAUCACGUCGAGACCACGGCCACCUCAGCUGCCAAACUAGCGACGACUGAACUUAAAGUAAUUGUAAACUAGCUUAGACGAUGAGCCCGCGCUGUAGCAGGAACCGCAUCUCACGUCCACGACCUCGCCCGUGCCCAUGCCCAUGACCCAGUCCCACACCCAGUCCCAGUACCCAGUACCCAGACCCAGUUUCAAUCAGAUCUUAAAGUUAUUAAUUUAUUUAUUUUACAAACUAAAUUAACACCCGCACGUAACACUUUUUUAUUAGUCUUCCGCGGCCAUCGCUUCGUUUCGAUCCAAACCGUUUCCUCUGCAGGAAAGUGGUGACUCGCGACUUGUUACUGCUUUGUUAUUUAUUAUUCGGAAUUUGUUAAACUUGUUUGCACAAAAAAAAAGUAGAAUCGAUAAUUGUCAAUACUCUCCCUAAAUCGCCCCGAUCCCUUGGCCCCGCAGCAUCGCCAGAAGCCCUUUUUAUACAUAGUUAAAUAAUUAAUUAAUCAAUUGUGCUUUUCCCGGUUUUGUAUAGUUACCUAUGCGCAGGCAUACUGUAAUUUAUAUAUAUGUACACAUUUAUCCUUUGGAGAAACAUUUCUGAAAUUACGCUUAGGCUUAGUUGAUAGGCAAAGAGUUAUUAUUAUAUAAUACAUCAAUCUGUAUAUGAACACACAUCCCGCAUCGCAUAUGCAUUACCCUAAAAACCCCCACAAACACACAUCGGGAUUCUAAGAAUUAUAGUUGCGUGAGUAUGUAAUAUUCAAACUGAAAUUAUAUACUACUAUUUAUAACUAAAUGAAAUCGAAGCGGAAAAUUUCGCAAAAACACAAAAUCGAAAUAAGUUAAUAAAUUUGAAAUAAAUUUACAAAUUCGACAUGAUAUAGA